AUGAGCUUCCUGGUUGACAUGAUCGGGAAUGCCAUGGUUUCGUUGCGCUCGAAGCUCCAGCAAAAGAAUAAGAGAGACGACGAAGUAGAGGAGCGCUGCAACACAUGGCUUUUUGACUGCGCCACAUCCAGCACCUCGGGUAUCUUCGGCGAGUCGAAGCUCGAGCUAUGCGCUAUGGCAGCAGACCCAGAGUGCCUCCAAAUCUUUGACGGUAGAGCAGCAACCCAGCGUUGGGGCCGUGUCAAUUCCGCCGACCGCGCCUGCGAGGGGGCUCCCUCGAACGCAAUCUUCGCGGUAGCUGAGGGACAUCACUUGAGUUCAUGUUUCUCGGCAGAUGGAUACGGCGAGAAGUUCGCGGACUUCGACGCAUUGUCUUCGCAGGGCGUUUUCGCCGGAACCGAGUCUUUCUUGGGCGCUGGACUCGUGAUGGUUUACCUUGCUCGGAAGGCGUCGACGUGGCGAAUCCGACAGCAGCCGGCAGCCUCAAUGCUAGUCGAGACCGACAUGGGACAGCACGGGGUCAACGGUGUCGACGGCACGCCUGGACUACGUACAGCCGAGAAGGGUGGUGAUGCCGUCGUCGAACCAGACCAGGUGCAGAACACCACUAAGGCGAUCGAUCUCGGACCCAGAAGCACCAGCACCAGCACCAGCAACAACAACAACAACAACAACAACAACAGCUCCGUGUGCCCUAAGCCCCAAGCGGUGUCUACGGGCGAACCCGGUGACGGUGCGGUCGAGGCAGGUGGUGGCGAAGGCAACCACCCGAACGGCGGCGGCGGAAUCGGUGGAAGCCACAAGCUCGAGCUGAUGGCGGGGGAGGAGUUAGAAGCCGGAUCGCAGAUGCCGCAGAGGCUUGUCUCGGAGGGAGAGAAGGGAAAGCCCCGCCGCUGGUGCAUGGAAGACAUGGUGUCUGCUGAGGACGAUGGCCACGGCAAGAUGAUCGGGAGCGGCAGUUUCUGUGAGGUACUCAAGAUCGCCAUGGCAAACGGCGUGUCGAUCGCGGUGAAGGCAAUGUGCAGGUGGCGCCAAGACUUGGGCUCACAGGAUAAGUUUAUCGACCGGGAGAUUGCGAUUUUGCAGGAAUGCAACGUACACCCAUACGUGGUCGACAUCUUCGGCUACAUCAGGACUACCGAGAGGGUCCUGAUCAUAAUGCCAAUGGCCAUGACCGAUUUGAAGACAAUGCUAAAGGGAAAGCCGUUCAGCAAUUUGGAGACCCAACACUUCAUUCGGCAACUGCUGUCUGCCUUGGAGUUCCUGCACAGCAGGCACAUUGUCCAACGCGAUAUUAAGCCCCACAACCUCCUCCUCCCCGACGGAUAUGGCGUAGGUGGGGCUUCAGGCAAGAAGCUUCUUCUCGCCGACUUUGGCCUCUCGAAGAAGUUGUCCGAUGAGCACGGAUUUUUGACAGACGUCGUCGGGACCAAGCCGUACAUGGCUCCGGAGCUGCUCAGGAGCGAUGAUGCAGACCUCAAGUACGGCAAAAAGGUGGACGUGUGGGCGGCGGGGGUGGUGACUCACGAACUUCUGGCUUGUGUGACACCAUUCAGGCACGGUGGGGUCGCCAACGUGUCGGGACUGACUAACGACGCAACGGAUGAGAACGGGGUGCAGGAGGCAAAGGGGGACCGCACAACCCCCGCAGGAACGAAGACGAGGGAGCAGCUGGAGGACGACAUUGCUUACGAGGCGGAAAAGAACAACAUUCGCGAGGGGCGCGCCAUCUACGACUCGUCGCUUGUCAGUGUGGAAUGCCUGAGCUUCUUGAAGCAGCUGCUCCAGGUCGACGACAGCAAGCGGCCGUCUGCUCGCGAGGCCGCCGACCACCCGUGGCUGGGAGGGCCAGAGCAGGCGGCGGCAAUGCGGGCGAGCGUGUCAGACGAGGUGGAGGCAAGGGAAGCUGCUGAGAAGGCCGAAAAGGAUUCGCUUGUAAGAAGGUUACGCCGGGGACCGAGGAUGCAGAAGACGGCGAUGAACGCGGCUGCUGCUGCAGCGGCGGCACCUGUACCUCCGUCUGCAAGGGUGGGGUCGACGGAUUCGGGGAGGUAG
This is a messenger RNA of Ectocarpus siliculosus, 2055 nucleotides long. NCBI's taxonomy places the organism in Eukaryota, Phaeophyceae, Ectocarpales, Ectocarpaceae. The record is from the annotation of a GenBank genome assembly.